Molecule: messenger RNA, 1368 nt
Organism: Amaranthus tricolor (Joseph's coat)
Lineage: Eukaryota; Viridiplantae; Streptophyta; Magnoliopsida; Caryophyllales; Amaranthaceae
Product: probable glutathione S-transferase
Exons: 2
Coding region: 352-1011 (219 amino acids)
Biological process (GO): glutathione metabolic process
Cellular component (GO): cytoplasm
Molecular function (GO): glutathione transferase activity
Source: RefSeq, a predicted model, not a curated record
CCCUUCCGCCUUUCCAACUCACACUCUUCCAUUUAGACACAUAAAUCGAAAUUGAACCAAACCAAAUCCGGUCUACCUAAACCACAAAUUUCCUACACUUUUGUCCUGUUAUUAACGUCACCCAUGACAUACAUAGUCAAUACUCGAUAGAAACCUUCAAACUUCGAUACUUCCACAUAUUUCUAGUCUCAUUGAGACCUACUCAAACCAACCCAACAACAUUCUAUAAAUACCCACAAACCAUAAACCCUAAAAUUAACCCCAAUUCCCUAUUUCAUUCCCUUUACGUACCAUCACCAAUCACCACAAAACUUCAAUUCCUCCCUGUAUAAGCUCAAAAACCCAUCAACAAUGGCGGAUGAAGUAGUACUAUUAGAUGUCUGGGUAAGUAUGUUUGGAAUGAGAGUAAGAAUCGCACUCGCCGAAAAAGGUGUCAAGUAUGAGUAUAAAGAACAAGAUUUAAGGAAUAAGAGUGAUCUGUUGCUCAAAAUGAACCCGGUUCAUAAAAAAAUACCGGUUCUUAUUCAUAAUAAUAAGCCGGUUUGUGAAUCUACCAUCAUUGUUCAGUAUAUAGAUGAGGUUUGGAAUGAUAAGAAUCCUUUGAUGCCGUCUGAUCCUUAUCAGAGAGCUCAGGCUCGUUUUUGGGCUGAUUUUAUUGAUAAAAAGAUCUAUGAGAAUAGUAGGAGAAUUUGGACUACUAAAGGUGAAGAACAAGAGGCAGCCAAGAAGGAAUUGGUAGACCAUUUCAAAAUAUUGGAGCAACAAUUAGGAAACAAGCCAUAUUUUGGAGGGGAUUCAUUUGGGUUUGUUGAUGUUAGUCUGAUCCCAUUCUAUUGUUGGUUUUAUGCUUGGGAAAAAUUAGGCAACUUUAGUAUUGGUGAGUCAUGCCCUAAGCUUAUUGAAUGGGCUAAAAGAUGCAUGGAAAGAGAUAGUGUUGCUAAGUCUCUUCAAGAUGAGAAGAAGGUUUAUGAGUUCCUAUUGGAGUUAAAGAAGGCACUUGGUUUUGAGUAAAGGAAACGCGGUACUUCUUCUGUUCUAAAGAUAUGUUUCAUCGUUUUAUUCAUACGCGUUUAUCGUCGUCAUCCUAAUGAAAACAUGGUUUAAGUAGUUGGUUUGUCUCAUGGUGAAUAAUUAGCAAUGUUAUGCAUGGUAGAUUGUAGAUUGAAGUAUGAGGUUUGUUGUUGUUGUAAUGUGGUGUUUGUUGAAGUGUUGUAAUAAGGUUAGGCCUAAAAAUGUCUUAUAUUUAGGUCUUUUAUGAUGAAAAAGGGGCCUAAAAAUGUUUCAUUUUUAGUUGCUUUGUGAAGGAAAGUGUUGUAUUCGUUUGUUUGGAUGAUGAUCAAAGUUAGUGCACAUUUGUAGCAAUCAAAA